AUGUCCAAUGAACGAAUUCCUGAUAAUUUAAUUCCUCCUUUAAGAUUUACAACAAUUCAAACUAAUUUAUAUCGAGGAGGAUAUCCUCGAGAAGUUAAUUUCCCAUUUUUAGAAACCCUUGAAUUAAAAACAAUAAUAUCAUUAACACCAAAUCCAAUAACCCUGGAGACUGAUCCUAAAUUAUAUGAAUUCAUUCGAAAACAUUCUAUAAACUUAGUUCAUCUAGAAUGUGCUCCUGCUGGUAAAGGUAAGAAAAGAGGUGUCCCCUUAGAUUAUCAUAUAAUUUUAACCGCUAUAAAUUAUAUUAUUCAUAAUAAAUAUCAACCAAUUUAUAUUCAUUGUUUAAAUGGAGGACAAGUUACAAGUUUAUUAAUUGCAUGUUUAAGGAAAUUACAAUUUUGGUCUUUAAUUUCAAUCUUUAAUGAAUUUAUUCAAUUCACCGGGAAUAUUACUGUUAAUGAUCGUAAUUUUGUCGAAGGGUUCAAGGGAGAUAUUAUAAUUGAUCCAAAUGAUAAAGUAGAUUGGCUAUGGGAAGGGGUUAGUAAACAUAUAAUUGGAACUCGUCCAAAAUUAAAAGUUAUCGAAAGUAAAAUAUACUAG
Messenger RNA from Hemisphaericaspora subhashii, 600 nucleotides. It is a transcript of the gene OCA6, whose product is annotated as protein-tyrosine-phosphatase. Gene Ontology annotation, molecular function: phosphatase activity. Bases 1 to 600 code for a protein of 199 amino acids. The record is from RefSeq and is a predicted model, not a curated record. The transcript has a single exon. NCBI's taxonomy places the organism in Eukaryota, Fungi, Ascomycota, Pichiomycetes, Serinales, Debaryomycetaceae.